AUGAGCCCUCAGUCAACCGUGCAAUUUAAUGACCCUCCAGUGACCGACUACAAUUCAAUGGAUGUGGAUGAGUCAUUUGUGUCCCAGGUAUCACUAGAUGACUUAUACCUUGGGUCAGAUGAUGACAUAGAAUAUGAUUCUGUGUCAUCCGGACCACCGGAUGCGUUGGCUGCAAUACCCAAUCAAUCACCUCCGGCUCAGGCUGAUGAUUCUGGCUGUAUCAUUGAUCCAGACUUGUAG
Suillus clintonianus is the source of this 240-nucleotide messenger RNA. RefSeq lists its product as uncharacterized. The coding region runs from base 1 to 240 and encodes 79 amino acids. The transcript is spliced from 3 exons. NCBI's taxonomy places the organism in Eukaryota, Fungi, Basidiomycota, Agaricomycetes, Boletales, Suillaceae. The record is from RefSeq and is a predicted model, not a curated record.